Molecule: messenger RNA, 4819 nt
Organism: Cotesia glomerata
Lineage: Eukaryota; Metazoa; Arthropoda; Insecta; Hymenoptera; Braconidae
Product: adenylate cyclase type 6-like
Exons: 25
Coding region: 407-4711 (1434 amino acids)
Biological process (GO): adenylate cyclase-inhibiting G protein-coupled receptor signaling pathway; intracellular signal transduction; cAMP biosynthetic process
Cellular component (GO): plasma membrane
Molecular function (GO): adenylate cyclase activity
Source: RefSeq, a predicted model, not a curated record
UAAUAAUGUAAUAAAUUAUUUAUAAAUUUUAUUUACUAACAUUGAAAGUUGAAUGUGAUUAAUGUGCUUUUUUUUUUUUCUUUAUAUAAAAGAUUGUAACGUGAAAUUUAUUUAUAAAUGUAAGUAAUAAAUUAUUGCAGACAAUGUACCAGUGGAAGUGGCCAGAAAAUAUUUCAAACAUAAUUGCAGAGAGCUCCGUCCUUGACGUGAGCAUUACGAUGGCACGAGGCGGCAUGUUUGAACUAAUCGAACAUACGAAAGAGAUGCGAGACAAGUAAUAAUGGAGUAAACGCAGCAGCCAGGUCGCCAGAUAGUUUGGCUUCCGGGAGAGACGAAAAAAUAAUCAAGAGUAAAAAUAGAACUUUUUUAAAAAUAGUUUUAAUAAAAAAGUAUUUAAAGAGAAGAAAUGGAAAAAUUUGGAGAUUUGCCGAAUCGCGAGUGGACCCAGCGACUGAGUUUACGUGGGAGUAGACGAAGUCAUCAGGGAGAGCUCGGCGCAACCGGAAUGACUAGCUCAAGAAGCACAAGAAGAUGGGCUAGUUUACGGCAACACGUGACCAGCGGGGAUGGAAUUAAGCCAUCGGUUGAAUUGUUGUUGAAUCGUGAACAAAUCUCAAAAUCACAAACCCCGAGCUCGCAGCCCCAUUCGCCAAACACUCCCAGAACACCUCAUACACCUCUCAAGAAGUCUAACUGGGAGGUCAUUGAACACUUUACUGGCGCGCCGAGACCCUCCAUUGUUACGAUGGGACUGGGCUCCGAAAUUGGCGUCAGUUUAGCUGCCGGAGGAGUCAAGGAACCUAUUUCAGUCACUGCUAUUAAUGCUAGUUUUACGGAAAAUGAACGAAAGUGCGCGCUUAGCCGGUUUUUACGGGCGCUUUGUAGAUCCCAUAGAUUUAAAAAUCUUCAAGUGGAGAUGUUGUACCAGCGUUAUUUUCUCCGGAUGAAUCAGAGCAACAUGACCCAUGUACUGGGACUCCUCACCGGGCUAUCAAUAGCUCUCGGAUUGCUGGUACUCAGACUCAUAUUUACCAGUGAUCAACCUUUUAUUACUCUCAUCCAGCGACCGGAAAAUUUAUCACUGACACUCGCUGUACUUACUUGUAUUGCUGUCUAUGCAGGACUGGUAGCAGCAAUAUCCCGACCGGGAAUGAACGAAGUCUGGUUAGCGGGAAUAAGUGGAGCAAUACUGGUGACGCUUUUGGCGCUCCAAAUAACCCUAAAUAUUCAUCUGGCAUAUUUACCGAGCUGGAACGACAAGAUAGUGAUGAACAGCGAGGACAUGACGAUGACCAGAGAGCCACUGGAUGGUGAUCCCGACGCCGAUGCCACGGCAAGCACAAUCUCAAUGACGAGAAUCGAUCAUUUGCGGACAGGUGGACCGCUCGCCGCGGCUUGGUCCGUCUGUUUUUUUAUCUACAUGGCCUACGCUCUUCUCCCGAUACGGCUACGUCAUGCCUGCAUUGCCGGUGUUAUUUUCUCCGUCACCCAUCUCAUUGGCGCUUUUGUACUCUACUCCCAAGACUACCCUGCAAUGCUCGCACACUUACUGAGCUCAAUUGUCGUUGUGGGAGGCACUAACGUUGCUGGAGCACUGACACAUCAUCCCAGAGAAUUAGCACAGCGGCAAGCGUUCUUAGAAACAAGGCAGUGUGUGGAAGCGCGGCUCACUACUCAAAGAGAAAAUCAGCAACAGGAAAGACUGCUAUUGAGUGUUUUGCCGCGACAUGUCGCUGUGGAAAUGAAAGCCGACAUUGCUGGCAAACCCAAGGAUAGUAUGUUCCAUAAAAUUUACAUCCAACGACACGAGAACGUCAGUAUUCUAUUUGCCGAUAUUUGUGGAUUUACGUCAUUAUCUGACCAAUGUACAGCUGAAGAACUUGUACGAUUGCUUAAUGAACUUUUUGCAAGAUUCGAUCGACUCGCUGCGGAACACUAUUGUCUGAGGAUUAAACUCCUUGGGGAUUGUUAUUACUGCGUAUCUGGAUUACCCGAGCCAAGACCAGAUCAUGCCCACUGUUGUGUGGAAAUGGGAUUGGAUAUGAUCGACGCUAUUGCGCUCGUGAGAGAGGUCAUGGCGGUGAAUGUUAACAUGAGGGUUGGAAUUCAUACGGGGAGAGUCCACUGCGGCGUACUGGGGCUCAGAAAGUGGCAAUUUGACGUCUGGAGCAAUGAUGUAACUCUUGCUAACUACAUGGAGAGUGGCGGAAUUCCUGGACGAGUUCACAUUACCAAAGAAACCCUAGACUGUCUGGGCGACGAUUACGAAGUAGAAGAGGGCAACGGCGGAGAACGAAAUUCUUAUUUGAAGGAACACAAUCUCAAGACGUAUUUAAUUGUACCUGGGGACACAUUCAAAGACAAUUUGACGAGCCCGAGUUUGAGAAAAGGCUAUUCUGUCAACGGCAAUGUGUCCAAAGAAAUGCGAAUGAUGGGCCACGGAUCGCAGCACGGAAAACAUUCCAAGCUGGGGUUCGGCUGUGAGACAAUUGAGACAGAGAAAGACCCCGAGGAUGAGGUGAACGAGUAUCUCAUGAGGGCUAUUGAUGCUAGAAGCAUCGACAGACUUAGAUCCGAGCACUGUACACCUUUUAUCCUGACCUUUCGGAGGCCGGAUAUAGAAGAAAAGUACUCGAGAGAACGAGAUCGAAUGCUGUCGGCGUAUUUCGUUUGUUCGGGAUUCGUUUACGUAAUUGUUGUGGUUGCAAUCGCCAUCAGUUUAUCUGGGAGUAUAUAUUUUUACGUGUGUACUGGAGUGAGUUUAUUCAUUAUUGUUCUGAUAAACAGUAUUCUUCUCGCUGAGAAAAAUGAGAAAAUACCUGAGUGGAUCAGAAAUGUAUCGAUAGCUAUUUUUGAAAACCGUAUGAUCGCUCAAAGUAUUGCGACAAUCGUAGUCUUCCUUACAUUUUUAACUAUUUUGUCACCAUUAGUCACACUAGACAACAGUACAGCCUGUAGUAAUAACACUUGGACAAGAAAAUCUCAUGACAAUUCAACAGUAUUGGUUCAAAUUCCUGGAGCAACAGUACCAUGUUAUUACACCCUAUUCGCUGACUUAUUCCCGGUGCUGGUGAUGCUAGUGAUGGUCACCUGUGCAGUCUACCAGAUCUUGACGUCAGUUUUCAAAGUAGCGGUGCUGAGCAUAAUCGUGGCCUGCUACUUGGCAGUGAGCAUAUAUCAAUCCUCGAAAGAGGAGGACAUUGAUCAAUCAGGGAGAUGGUUGGCCGGAGUGCUGGUGAUAUUCUUCAUGGCCUUCCUGGUGGCUCACUCCCAACAUACAGAGGCGACUUACCGCCUUGACUUCCUCUGGAAGCUCCAGGCGACCGAAGAGAAGGAGGAAAUGGAACAUUUGAAGGCUUACAACCAAAAGCUUCUUGCAAACAUCCUGCCGGAGCAUGUCGCCGCGCACUUCCUCAGAACUGUAAACUCUGAUGAACUCUAUCACGAGCAAUGCGACUUUGUGUGCAUUAUGUUUGCGUCAAUUCCAAACUUCUCAGAGUUCUACGUCGAGUUGGAGGCUAAUAAUGAGGGUGUUGAAUGUCUCAGACUUUUGAAUGAAAUAAUUGCCGAUUUUGAUGAAAUUCUUGCAGAGGAUAAGUUUAAGUAUAUUGAAAAAAUUAAAAGCACGGGAGCUACUUAUAUGGCAGCUUCAGGUCUAACAAAAAGUACCUGUGAUAUGAAAGACUACAAACACAUAACGGCGAUGGCAGAUUACGCGUUGCGAAUACGUGAUCAGCUGGCCUACGUUAAUGAACACAGCUUCAAUAACUUCAAGAUGAGGGUCGGGAUCAACAUCGGACCAGUUGUGGCGGGAGUGAUAGGCGCACGUAAACCACAGUACGAUAUCUGGGGAAAUGCCGUUAAUGUUGCCUCGAGAAUGGACUCGACAGGCGUGUUGGAUAGCAUUCAAUGGCAAACAAACCCGCGACAAACGCCUCUGCUCGGUGUCAAUGUCUUGACGGACUUCUUUGACAAAGAGCAUGUAAUUUCAACGGUUAAAACUCUGACAAAGCCGCGUUCCAAGAACAGGAGGCUUCAUUUGUGGAUGCUCUUUAUUGCAAUGACCUUUUACACCUUUCAAAGGGACGAAAAACCCAUGAGCUACUUAUACACCCAGAGGAUUUUUCAGUGGGACGUGUUGACUUUCAGCAAAUUUAGGACUUUCCAAUCGUCGUUUUUUGUUGCUGCAAUGCUAAUCGGCGGACCAACAUUGAGCAAAUUAUUGGGAUUAAGAGACACCAUCAUUGUCAUGAUCGGAGCAUUGUCUCAUGCUGCUGGUAGAGUGUUUUUCGCUUCCGCUACUACGCCAGAAAUAUUUUACGCUGGAGCCGCAGUUGCUGCUAUUGGGCCGGUAGUUGCGCCGGUUUUAAGAUCAAUGACUUCCAAGGUUGUACCAAUUAAUGAACGAGGAAAGGUUUUCGCCAUGUUAUCAGUCUGUGAUAAUGCAGUGCCUUUCUUUAGCGGAGUCUUGUACUCCCAACUUUACAAUGAGACUUAUAAUACAGUACCCAGUGCAAUUUAUUGGCUGACUUUUGCGACACAAAUUGCAGUACUGCUUCUUAUUCUUGUCAUACAUUUAUCGUCAGGGUCUAAUCAAAGAGAAAAAGAGGAAGAAGAAGAAGAAGAAGAAAAAGAAGAUACUAAUAAUGUAAGCGAGGCUUCGACUUUAGAAGCAAAUACUUCUUAUGUUCAAGAACGCAUAAUUUCGUGAAGUAUUUUGAUAUAAAUAUUUUUUUUAAUUUUAAUACACGGUGGUUAAUCUUUAGGAGUUUUUUUGUACAAAAAUUGUAAUAAGAAAAAAUUAUAGUAAUUAUAUUAA